CCACUCUCUUUCGCACUUCCCGCACAUUUGACAUCCUCUGUGAUCUCUCUCUGAAACACGAACGCGGUUCACAAUGGAGAGCUUUGCCCUCCACUCUCUCUCAACCACCACUUCCUCCUUCUCUCUUACCUCUCGCUCCUCCCUUUUCCACCAUCCAUCUCCCAAACCCAUCUUCAAAUCCCCACCCUCCAUUUCCCCGUCUCCCGCCCUCCGAUCACUCUCCAUUCCCCUUCUCUUCACUCCCCUCUCCAAAUCCCACAACCGCAAUUCUUUAUCACACUUCACGCUCCACUCCUCUCAAAAUGACACGUCGUCUACUCUCCCCGCAACUCAAACGACACCCCCAUCUCCGCCACAAGGAGCAAAGAUCCUCCCUUUAAUUAUCUCAAUUUCAAUCGGUCUCAUUGUUCGUUUUGUAAUCCCCAAGCCGGUUGAAGUCAGCCCACAGGGCUGGCAACUCCUCUCAAUCUUUGUCUCCACAAUCGCGGGCCUUGUUUUGAGCCCGUUACCGGUAGGUGCGUGGGCGUUUCUGGGAUUAACGACGUCGAUAGUGACCAAAACGCUGACGUUUUCGACGGCAUUCAGUGCUUUCACCAAUGAGGUUAUAUGGUUGAUCGUGAUUUCGUUCUUUUUCGCACGUGGGUUUGUGAAGACGGGGUUGGGGGAUAGAAUAGCGACGUAUUUUGUGAAGUGGUUGGGGAAGAGUACAUUGGGAUUGUCGUAUGGACUGACUUUUAGUGAGGCGCUUAUUGCUCCGGCUAUGCCCAGUACAACAGCGAGAGCUGGGGGUGUUUUCUUGCCCAUUAUUAAGUCAUUGUCGUUGUCAGCUGGAAGUAAGCCCGGGGAUUCCUCUUCAAGGAAGCUCGGCUCCUAUCUUGUUCAGUCUCAGUUUCAGUCUGCUGGAAACUCUAGUGCUCUAUUCCUGACUGCUGCUGCUCAAAAUUUGCUGUGCCUCAAAUUGGCUGAGGAAAUUGGAGUGAUAAUUUCAAGUCCUUGGGUGUUUUGGUUUAAGGCUGCUAGUUUACCUGCUAUUGUUUGUCUUUUAGCCACUCCACUUGUCUUAUACAACCUCUAUCCUCCUGAAAUCAAAGACACACCAGAGGCCCCUGCUAUAGCUGCAAAGAAGCUGGAAAGUAUGGGCCCUGUCACAAGAAAUGAAUGGAUCAUGGUGGGGACAAUGCUUCUUGCAGUUUCUUUGUGGGUCGGUGGGUAAGUAUUUUGUCUUAAAAUCUC
Messenger RNA from Pistacia vera, 1233 nucleotides. Its product is annotated as dicarboxylate transporter 2.1, chloroplastic-like. Lineage: Eukaryota; Viridiplantae; Streptophyta; Magnoliopsida; Sapindales; Anacardiaceae. Gene Ontology annotation, molecular function: transmembrane transporter activity. Gene Ontology annotation, biological process: transmembrane transport. The transcript has 2 exons. The record is from RefSeq and is a predicted model, not a curated record. The coding region runs from base 74 to 1213 and encodes 379 amino acids. Gene Ontology annotation, cellular component: membrane.